UUGGUGCUGUGUGGUUGGUGAAGGCGACACAAGUCCGUGUGGCGGCAAAGUUCUCGAUUCUCGAUUCUCCGUUCCCGAUUCUCCGUUCUCCACUCCAGUUUGCUCCAGUCCCCGAGUCCUGAAAAUCGCGAUAAAACCGAGGACACUCGUGCGUACGUGCGAUUGUGUGAGUGUCUCAUUUGCCAGGGUGUGUGUGUGCUUGUGUUGCAGUGAGAUGGCAAAUUAUGAAUAAAAUGUAAGCGAAAGUAAGGAGAAACAAACUAAGUCCACUGCAGUUGGGUGAAAGAAAAGAAAACUAAUCCUCCCCCAGUUGAAAUCCACGAAUUUAUUCUCAUCAGCGAGUGGAACUUUCCCAUCUCUUCCUACUUAGUUUGACAAAUUAAAAUGCAUAAAUUAUGAACGAAAGUACCGUUACGUGCGUGACAACCAAUCAUUUGUUAUUAUUAUGCACGUGGGCCAGCGCCAACAAAAACGGUGAGAGAGCGAAAGGUAAACUUGGCUAAAACACUGUCGCCCACAAAAACGCCAUCCCACUGGAGUUCUCUAAAGUUCUCUGGAAAAAUAGCGCUAAGCCAAAAACAAAAGAAAGGCAUCGCCGGCAAGGCAAUAAAUGGUCUUAGGCGAAUUUUGCUGAUAUUUCAAUUAAAUUCAGUGCGUUGGGAGACACAAAAAAUAACGAAACAGGAAACUACACCGAAAAAGGAAACGAGACUGUGAGACAAAUACAAAUAGUGGCAGGAUAUAACAUGUAAAUGUGACUGGCCAUAGAUGUCUCUGUGUGGGCGAAUGCUUAAUAGGAAAAGCAAAUAGAAACGAGCUCAUGGAAAAUAAAUAUAAAUAAGGCAACGACAGCGACAAGCAAAACAACAAGAAAAGCAAUUGGUUGACGCUUUCCCUCGUUGGCGGUCAAGGAAAAUUUAUUGCAUUGCACAAAUGAGACAUGAAGAAAACGCAAACGAAGCAAAGGCAAACAUAGAAAAGCGCGAGCAUGGACAAGAAAAAUAACCGAAAAUUCCGCAACAAAUUGAAAAACUAAAGUUUUAGCAGAAGCAACUAACAGGGAAACGCAGAGUGUAAAAAGAAAACACAGCAUGGGUCCUGCAACAAACUGUCGAUAUUCAUUAGCCUAUGGCGCCCUCAUCUUUUUGCUGCUCCAGCUAUGUUUCGAAUCCGUGGAAUGCCUGACAAUGACCGAAAUCAAAAUCCCCAAGCACAUUAUGCGCCACGAGGAUGCCGUGCUCGGCUGCAAGUUCGAUCUCGACGGGGAGUCACUGUACUCGGUCAAGUGGUACAAGGAUGGCUUCGAGUUCUACCGCUAUGUGCCCAGGGACAUGCCCCCGGGCCAGGUUUUCCCGCUUCCAGGAGUGGAUGUUGAGUUACAAAACUCGACGGACGUGGUCGUUGUCCUGCGCUCAGUUAGUCUUCAGUCAACUGGCCGAUAUCGCUGCGAAGUGUCCGGCGAGGCGCCUUCGUUUCAGACGGUUUCCGGUCACGAGGACAUGAUUGUUGUGGUGACCCCGAAGCACGGACCACAAAUCACUGGCGGACAGCCGCGGUACCAACUUGGCGACAUGGUCCGCGUGAAUUGCACUUCGGCGCCAUCCAGGCCGGUCUGCCAUCUCAGCUGGCUGAUUAACGGGAUGCACGCGAACCGCUCCCUGCUGCGACCUUAUGAACCCCUGAUUGUGGGCCGCGAGGGGCUGGAGGUCGCCCGAUUGGGCCUGGAGUUCCGGGUGAAAGGAUGACAUUUCAAGCAUGGCGACAUGAAACUAAAGUGUGUCGCCAAAAUCUCCUCCGUGUACUGGCAGAGCAACGAGGAAAGCGUGGAGAGCGACAAGCACCAGAGGAUUCCCGUGCUGGAGUCACGGGAGACGGUCAUGUCCAAGUCCCGUCAGUCCAUGGACAAGGCUCAGUCCUCGGUCGAAGACAAACAACUGAAGAAGAGCCGACGCCCUGCUGCAGCAACUUCAGCGGCCGCAGCUGCAGCAGCAGCAGCCUCGUCCAGCGCAAGUAGAGCAACGGUGGCGCCAUUUGGGGCGAUGUGGGGCUCAUCGGUGCCCUGGUCACGCAUAUUAGCUUCCAAAUCAAUUGCACGCAUUUCCCUCUACGCGCUGCCAGUCUUAAUAGCAUUUCUCUGUAGCUUCCGCCCGGCAGUUGGGCAGGGAUGUUGCUGUCAGAGGAGCACUGGCAGCCGUAGCAGCCGUGGCAGCAUCACAAGCAGCACAAGCAGCAACAUCAACAGCAGCAACACGGGAAACAGCAGCAACAUCAACAGGAGCCGCCUGUCUAGCCAAUUAAGCGAGAAGGCUGUUCAGCGUAGAUAACAAUUAACCUGGGAGCAAAUGAACAGUGGAGCCAGCCACUCGGCCUAAAACCCCAUUGAGUUCUGUGUGUAUAUAUUUCAUUUUUGUCACAUCAAGUAUACGCCGCGUGUGCGGCUCGCUUAACUAGUGUAUGUACAUAUCAGUAAAUCUACUGUACUUAUAUAUUACACAUUUAUUAGUGAAGCAUUGAAA
Drosophila santomea is the source of this 2516-nucleotide messenger RNA. RefSeq lists its product as uncharacterized. The transcript is spliced from 7 exons. Lineage: Eukaryota; Metazoa; Arthropoda; Insecta; Diptera; Drosophilidae. The record is from RefSeq and is a predicted model, not a curated record.